Fusarium keratoplasticum is the source of this 1116-nucleotide messenger RNA. RefSeq lists its product as uncharacterized. NCBI's taxonomy places the organism in Eukaryota, Fungi, Ascomycota, Sordariomycetes, Hypocreales, Nectriaceae. The transcript has 6 exons. Bases 1 to 1116 code for a protein of 371 amino acids. The record is from RefSeq and is a predicted model, not a curated record.
AUGCCUGCGCACAAGCGAAAGUUGUCCCUUAACCCCAAGCCUCAACCCCAUCGUCUUCGAUCAUCGAGUCGGUCAAGAAAGGCUCCGAGCGAUUCUUGGACUAGAUCAAGGCAUGGUCAGCAAAACGCCAAUGCGGAUGAAUCAGGAGAUGAGUAUGUCGACGAGUCCGAGGAGAAUGACGACGAGGACGCAGACAACGAAAACGACCGAGACGGCGACAAUGACGACUCAACACAAGACGUACUCAAGAACCACGAAUCGGACGGAGAGACUGACGAAGACGAGCCGCCGAGAUUAACCAUUAUCCCCCUCGAGCGAAUGAGAGACGCCGGUGACAUCAAAUACGUUGAUUUUAGGAUUCAUCCAAACAGUCUGGUAUUCUUGGAAGAUUUGAAGGAAAACAAUAAUAGAGCGUGGUUGAAAGCCCACGAUGGGGAGUUCCGUCGAGCAUUCAAGAACUGGGAGACGUUUGUGGAGCGUACAACGUCUUCAGUUAUGUCUAUUGACGAUACUAUACCCGAGCUUCCUGCCAAGGACGUCAUGUUUCGCAUCUACAGAGAUUUGCGUUUCAGCCCUGACAAGAAGCCAUACAAGGCACACUUUUCAGCCGCAUGGUCUCGUACGGGACGAAAAGGGACAUACGCACACUAUUAUAUACAUUUCGAACCUGGCGCGUCUUUCAUUGCCGGCGGCAUCUUUGCACCCAACGCCCAGCAGCUUCGAAGCGUUCGGGCGAGCAUCGACGAGAGACCCAGGCGAUGGCGUCGAAUAUUAAAUGACCGCAACCUCAAGGAGUCGUUUAUGCCUAGCUUAAAGACAGGGUCUAGGGAGGAUGAGGCGCUCAAGUACUUUGCCCGCGAGAACAAGGAGUCUGCUCUGAAGACGAAGCCAAAAGGAUUUAUUGCUAACCACCGGGACAUUGAACUCUUGAAGCUGAGAAAGUUUACUUUGAGUAAGAAGAUCCAGGAUGACUUGCUGCUCGCCGAUAAUACACAGGAAAAGGUCACAGAGAUUCUAAGACCCUUGGUCGGAUUUAUUACCUUCCUCAACAGCAUAGUCAUGCCGGAUGGGGACUCGAGUAGUUCUGAGAGUGAUGACUCCGGGGGGGACGAUUAG